AUGUCCUCCUCCUACGCGAAGAACGCGACCACGGACGGGCAGCACUCCCCCACCUCUCAGGUGGCCCGAGGCACCACGACCCGGAGGAGCAGGUUGAAAAGAUCCGAUGGCAGCACCACUUCGACCAGCUUCAUCCUCAGACAGGGUUCAGCGGAUUCCUACACAAGCAGGCCCUCUGACUCUGAUGUCUCUUUGGAGGAGGACCGGGAAGCCAUUCGGCAGGAAAGAGAGCAGCAAGCAGCCAUCCAGCUUGAGAGAGCAAAGUCCAAACCUGUAGCAUUUGCUGUGAAGACGAACGUGAGCUACUGUGGUGCCCUGGACGAGGAUGUGCCUGUCCCAAGCACAGCCAUUUCCUUUGAUGCCAAGGACUUUCUACACAUUAAAGAGAAAUAUAACAAUGAUUGGUGGAUAGGAAGGCUGGUGAAAGAGGGCUGUGAGAUUGGUUUCAUCCCAAGUCCGCUUAGAUUGGAGAACAUUCGGAUUCAGCAAGAACAAAAAAGAGGACGUUUUCACGGAGGGAAAUCAAGUGGAAAUUCUUCUUCAAGUCUUGGAGAAAUGGUAUCAGGGACGUUUAGAGCAACACCCACAUCAACAGCAAAACAGAAGCAAAAAGUGACGGAGCACAUUCCUCCUUACGAUGUUGUGCCAUCAAUGCGUCCAGUGGUGUUAGUGGGGCCGUCACUGAAGGGUUAUGAGGUAACAGACAUGAUGCAGAAAGCCCUCUUUGAUUUCCUGAAGCACAGGUUUGACGGGAGGAUAUCAAUCACCAGAGUGACCGCUGACAUUUCUCUUGCUAAGAGGUCUGUCCUAAAUAAUCCCAGCAAGAGAGCAAUAAUUGAACGUUCGAACACCCGAUCCAGCUUAGCCGAAGUACAGAGUGAAAUUGAAAGAAUCUUUGAGUUGGCAAGAUCUUUGCAACUGGUUGUUCUUGAUGCAGACACCAUCAAUCACCCAGCACAACUUAUAAAGACUUCCUUAGCACCAAUUAUUGUCCAUGUAAAAGUCUCAUCUCCAAAGGUUUUGCAGCGGUUGAUUAAAUCUAGAGGAAAGUCCCAAAGUAAACACUUAAAUGUUCAACUGGUGGCAGCUGAUAAACUUGCACAGUGUCCCCCAAGUCAGCGUAUGAGGCACAGCAACCACUCCACAGAGAACUCUCCAAUUGAAAGGCGAAGUUUAAUGACCUCUGAUGAAAAUUAUCACAAUGAAAGGGCUCGGAAGAGUAGGAACCGCUUGUCUUCCAGUUCCCAACACAGCCGAGAUCAUUACCCUCUUGUGGAAGAAGAUUACCCUGACUCAUACCAGGACACUUACAAACCCCAUAGGAACCGAGGAUCACCUGGGGGAUAUAGCCAUGACUCCCGACACAGGCUUUGA
Molecule: messenger RNA, 1374 nt
Organism: Loxodonta africana (African savanna elephant)
Lineage: Eukaryota; Metazoa; Chordata; Mammalia; Proboscidea; Elephantidae
Gene: CACNB4
Product: calcium voltage-gated channel auxiliary subunit beta 4
Exons: 13
Coding region: 1-1374 (457 amino acids)
Biological process (GO): calcium ion transmembrane transport
Cellular component (GO): voltage-gated calcium channel complex
Molecular function (GO): voltage-gated calcium channel activity; protein binding
Source: RefSeq, a predicted model, not a curated record